AUGACGACAGGUGAGAGAUGGAGAGGGGACGGGGAACCAGACAGGAAGAGGGACCGGGCCGAGGAGGAAGCUGAAGAGGAGCGACACAGAGAGCUGAAGCUGAGGAACUACACCCCAGAGGAUGAAGAGCUGAAGGAGAGACAGGUGCCCAAGGCCAAGCCUGUUUCAGUGGAGGAGAAAGUGAAGGAGCAGCUAGAUGCAGGGAAACCAGAGUCGGUCAUUGAAGAAGUGGAUUUGGCCAACCUAGCCCCCAGGAAGCCUGACUGGGAUUUGAAACGAGACGUGGCGAAGAAGCUGGAGAAGCUGGAGAGGAGAACACAGAAGGCCAUCGCUGAACUUAUCCGUCAGUUUGUUAUUGUAUUAAAUACAGUGGAUGUUAUGCUGGGACCAGAUAUGACUGGUCUGAACGUGGAGUUAGUGACUGUAUCAGACUAUAUGACUGGUCUGACUGUAUCAGACUAUGACUGUCUGACUGUAUAG
Molecule: messenger RNA, 480 nt
Organism: Oncorhynchus gorbuscha (pink salmon)
Lineage: Eukaryota; Metazoa; Chordata; Actinopteri; Salmoniformes; Salmonidae
Product: coiled-coil domain-containing protein 12-like
Exons: 7
Coding region: 1-480 (159 amino acids)
Cellular component (GO): post-mRNA release spliceosomal complex; U2-type spliceosomal complex
Source: RefSeq, a predicted model, not a curated record